AUGGAUAAAUUAUUCUCAAUAGCUUUUGUUAUUUUACAAUGCAGUAUUUGUCUCGCUAAGAUAUCACCCGAUUACAUCAAACCAUGUGUGGGCUUGAAAUCAGACUGCUUGAAGAAAAACAUCCAAGAUACGAUUCCUCUAUACGUCCCUGGAAUUCCAAGCAUCGGUGUCAAUUCAACCGAUCCACUGAAGUAUGAUCUUAUUGAAAUGGAACUUCCUGGCGGCUUAACAAUACAGUUUACAGACGGAGUGAUGACUGGCCUCAAGAAAUGUAUCGUAGAUGAUGUCAAAUUUGAAAAUAACGAAGCUGAUAUCACACUCCACUGUGACAUAGUAAUCAAAGGCAAAUACAAAGCUAAGGGACAAAUACUUAUUGUCUCACUUAAUGGUGAUGGAGAUGCAAAACUGAAAAUAACGGAUAUUCUUUUGAAAGCAAAGCUUAAGUUCGCGGACAAGGUUCGCAACGGAGUAACUCAUUAUGAAGUUAAGAACUACAAAGUGUCUUACACAAUCAGAGAUAAAGUACAUUUUGAUCUUACAAAUCUCUUUAAAGGAAGUCCUGAAAUCAGUCAAACUGUUUUAACAUUCCUUAAUGAAAAUUGGAAAGAAGUUGUUAAUGAGUUUGGGGGACCAAUUAUUGAUUUCAUCGUUAACGUAGCAUUUAAAAAUGUUCAAGUAUUUUUCAGAGAAAUACCUAAAGAUGAGCUUAUCGUUUUAUAA
Molecule: messenger RNA, 720 nt
Organism: Parnassius apollo (apollo)
Lineage: Eukaryota; Metazoa; Arthropoda; Insecta; Lepidoptera; Papilionidae
Source: the annotation of a GenBank genome assembly